AUGCAGUUCAAGCAAACUGGAAAACGCAAAAGCCGUUCAAACAGUCAAGAACAAGUUCUACAACGGACACUUCUUGAGCGUCGUGGAACUGGGUUAGAAGAAGCAAGUGCCCCGGAUAACUCUGAAUCGCACCAAGCAAAGCGACGAUCAAGCGCUCGAGACAAUCUGGACGAAGAGCAAAAGGGCAGUGACGAAGAUAACGAGGAUGCUACACCUCAAGUCUUUUGGCGAGCGAGUGCCAAUGCAGUCGAAGGUACUGACUUGUCUGAGCCGACAACGUUUGAAGAUGCUGUUGGUGGACCAGAUCAAGUGCAUUGGCGUAAGGCAAUCUGUGCCGAGCUGGACUCGAUGAAACUUCGUGGCAUCAAACGGAAAGCUGAUGGAUCCAUCGAGAAAUACAAGGCGCGCCUCGUGGCAAAAGGGUUCAAGCAGAAAUAUGGCAUCGACUACACGGAAACGUUUUCGCCGGUAGUCAAGUACGUGACGCUGCGCAUGGUGGUUGCAAUCACGAAGUACUUCGACAGGACACUGGACCAACUGGACAUUGUGACUGCUUUCCUAUACGGAGAAAUGAAGAGCAGGUAUUCUGCACGAUCCCAGAAGGGGUCGAAGUUAAUGAAGACUUUGUUGCAAUUUGAGCGCGAGGCGAAGAGAAAACGAAGCGGAGAGACCGGAGAGAACGAAGCAGAGAACACUUGCUCACUUGAGGGAGGAUUCGAAAGUGAUUGA
This is a messenger RNA of Peronospora matthiolae, 729 nucleotides long. NCBI's taxonomy places the organism in Eukaryota, Oomycota, Peronosporomycetes, Peronosporales, Peronosporaceae. The record is from the annotation of a GenBank genome assembly.